Molecule: messenger RNA, 1629 nt
Organism: Brenthis ino (lesser marbled fritillary)
Lineage: Eukaryota; Metazoa; Arthropoda; Insecta; Lepidoptera; Nymphalidae
Source: the annotation of a GenBank genome assembly
AUGUCUCAUUUCGGUGACUUUAUGGACGGUAUUCCCGUUAAGAUAUCAGAAAAGUAUAAACGGCCACCUAGAAUUGAUUUGCCUUACAGUGUUAUAGAGUGUCCUAUAAGAGCUCAAAAUGUUGUGGAAAGUGUCGAAUAUUGCUCAACGUUCGAGCGUAAUGUACUUUCUAAACUUAAAGAGCUUAAAAGUGCGAAAGAGACGAAGAAAAAUGAAAGACGACAUCGCUUACAACUAUUAGAGGAGGCAAAGCAAAAAAAAUUAGAUGCUAUAGCUGCUGCUGAAGCUGAGGAAAAGUUGAAGCAGUUAAGUGUUUCGGAGGUAUCAUACCCUAGUACUGAUGAGAUAAGUGCUAUGUCACCUGAUGAUAAACUUGAAAAGAACUGUGAUAUAUGUCCAACUCAAGAUAAUAGCCCAGAAUAUGACAAAACAGCAUCUGUUGAAUACCCUUGUAUUUCUACUCAGGAGUCUCAAUUAAAUAUACUACAACCUAUACAAGUCCAAUCGAACUAUCAACAAAACAAUUUACUUGAUGAUCCAGAUCCACUGCAAGAAUAUAAAAUGCAACCUAAAAUGAAAAAAGUUCCACAACAUAAUCAGAACAUAGAAACUUUAACAUAUAAAGAUUUUGAAAAUGACACAUCUAGCCCUUUUGAUAAUGUAGAACUAAAAACGAUAAAUGAUAUGGAAUUGCUAGCCCAGGUCUUACAGAGUCAAAGAGAUUCAGCAAUAAGUUGUGAGACACAAACAUUUAAUCAAGAUCAAGUGUAUCCAGGUUAUGCUAAUUGUGCAACUCAAGCCCAAAUUGAAGGCAUGUCAUAUUUACCUAAUGCUUAUGUGGAACAACAGAUCCAAGGGCCAAGUGUAGUGUAUUCCUCACCCCAGCACUAUCCAGUGUCUAAUGGCUUUUACAUUCAAGCUGAAAACUGUGAUAAUGCUUUUCCUGUGGAAAAUGUAUACAUGCCAAACUAUCAGUAUUAUGUACCUACUGAAACCUAUGCAGGUCAAUAUUAUAAUCAGUUACCAAAUUCUAGAGAUUUACAAAUACAAAAUGGAUCAACAUUUAUACCUCAACCAUAUUAUUUUUCAUAUCCUCAAGUACCUAUACCAUAUGUGGCUAAUAAUUUGAAUACAAAUAUAGUACAAGAAGUUAAAAAUCAGGAAGAUGCACCUAAUCCUUCAUUGACUUCACAAAAUGCUGUUAAAUCGCGAUCAAGAAGUGUCCCAGAUAUUGUAAAAGAAUUAAAUGACGAGUUAGUGUCAGCCAAGCAGAGAGCUCAUGAGCGUUCUUAUAAUGCAAGUCCUGCAAAUGUGAAAGUUCCAAGAUCUUCAUCAAGCAGUGAUAAAAAAGAAGAGAGGAGGAAACAGAAAAAAGAAAACCUAUCAAACCCAUAUGAAAAGCUACCUCCAAAAUUACAAAGUAUGUGUCAGAAAAUACAUGGCAUGGGUUUUCCUUUAGAUAGGGUUGCCAGGAUGUGCAGUCUUAUUGGUGAUAAUGACAAAAAAGUGAUAGAAGGUCUUCUCAUUUUGGGUGAGUUGACAGACCUUGGAUUUCCAGAAGCAAGAGUCUCAGCGGCGCUGGCUAAACAUGAAUUCAACAGAGAAAAGGCUUUAGAUGAACUCAUUUCU